Messenger RNA from Ilex paraguariensis (yerba mate), 372 nucleotides. The record is from the annotation of a GenBank genome assembly. Lineage: Eukaryota; Viridiplantae; Streptophyta; Magnoliopsida; Aquifoliales; Aquifoliaceae.
AUGGCUUUGUUAAAGUGCAAGGCCGGCUCGCCAGCGGCAUGGCGGGAGGUGGUUUUGAAGGCGUCUAAGUUGAGGGCUGAAGUGGCGGUUAAGAUGGGAAUUGUUGACUCGGCACAUGAUAGCGCGGCGGAGACGGUGGUGGCAGCGGUGAAGUUGGGGGAGGAGCUGUACAGUGAGAAUAGGAAGACUAUGCUUGCUGACGUGUUGGCUGAGCUUGGGUUUGAUGAGACUGUAGAGGAUGGUGACAAUGAGACUCUUCCUCCUCCUACUACUACUACCAAGCAUGCAAUGCAGAACGAGCUAUUUCUUUUGGACGACGCUAUUAAGAGGAAGGGGUUCUUUUGCCAAGCACAUAUGAAUAUUUUGUUAUAA